CACGCAUCGGCGCACGCGCACGGCGCGGCCGCGGAGGGCCGUGGCGCGUGGGGCCUGUCCGCCGCCCGGCGUCAGGAGGCUCUGGGAGGAUCUCACCUGUCAGGUCUGCAGGCAGAGGAUACUUGCCUUGGAUGCGCUGCUGGGGCAGGGCUGGCACCACGGGCCCUGAGGCAAGACAGGCUUUACUCAGGAGCAAGGACAGCACCAAGGGAGAGGAAUGGAACGCCUGGCCUCCUUCAGCAAUGACCCUUUUGAUAAGCCUCCAUGCCGAGGUUGCUCUUCCUACCUCACAGAGCCCUACGUUAAGUGUGCUGAGUGUGGGCCUCCUCCCUUCCUCCUGUGUUUGCAGUGUUUCACACGAGGAUUUGAGUACAAGAAGCAUCAGAGUGAUCACACUUACGAGAUAAUGACAUCUGAUUUCCCUGUCUUGGAUCCUAACUGGACAGCUCAAGAGGAAAUGGCUCUCCUGGAAGCUGUGAUGGACUGUGGAUUUGGAAACUGGCAGGAUGUAGCCAACCAGAUGUGUACCAAGUCCAAGGAGGAGUGUGAGAAGCAUUACAUGAAACACUUCAUCAACAACCCCCUCUUUGCAUCCACCCUGCUGAACCUGAAGCAGGCAGAGGAGGCACAGCACAACGAAACAGCCAUUCCCUUCCAGCCUGCUGAUGACCCUCCACGGCCAACUUUUGAUUCCUUGCUCUCCAGGGACAUGGCUGGGUACAUGCCAGCCAGAGCUGACUUUGUUGAGGAGUUUGACAACUAUGCUGAAUGGGAUUUGAGAGAUAUCGAUUUUGUAGAGGAUGAUUCUGACAUUUUGCAUGCUCUGAAGAUUGCAGUGGUAGAUAUCUAUCAUUCCAGGUUAAAGGAAAGACAGAGAAGGAAAAAGAUUAUAAGAGACCAUGGCCUCAUCAACCUCAGGAAAUUUCAGAUUCUGGAGCGGCGCUACCCGCGGGAGCUGCAGGAGCUGCAUGAGGCCAUGCGGCGCUUCGCACCCAUCCUGGGGCCGCUGGAGCACGACAAGUUCAUCGAGAGCCACGCCCUGGAGUUUGAGCUGCGCAGAGAGAUAAAGCGGCUGCAGGAGUACAGAGCAGCAGGCAUCACCAACUUCUGCAGUGCCAGGACCUACGACCAGCUGAAGAAGACGCGGGAGGAGGAGCGGCUGAAGCGGACGAUGCUCUCCGAAGUGCUGCAGUACAUCCAGGACAGCAGCGCCUGCCAGCAGUGGCUCAGCAGACAGGCUGACAUUGAUUCCGGCCUGAGUCCCACGGUGCCAGUGCCUUCCAAUUCAGGCAGGCGCAGUGCUCCUCCGCUGAACCUCACCGGGCUGCCUGGCACCGAGAAGCUCAACGAGAAGGAGAAGGAGCUCUGUCAGAUGGUGAGGCUGGUCCCUGGAGCAUAUUUAGAGUACAAAGCUGCUUUGGUGAACGAGUGCAACAAACAGGGAGGCCUGAGACUGGCGCAGGCUCGAGCGCUCAUCAAGAUCGAUGUGAACAAGACCAGGAAGAUCUACGACUUCCUGAUCAGGGAGGGCUACAUCACCAAGGCCUGAGCACAGGCAGCAGGGCCGGGAAGCUCUGCCGGCGCUGCAGGGCUCUCAGUGUUGAAGGAAGGACAGGUCCUUCCCUUUAAAAGCUUUUAGGGUUGUGGGGUUUGGUAAAAACAAGUAGGGAGCUUGGUUCAGUCGUCUGAGCGGUGACAUCCUCUUGUCUGGGUCCCUGCUGAGUGCUGCUUGACACUGCCCUGGGCAGAAUUCCACGGCCACGUGGCGCUGGGAAGCAGCAGCUGUGGUGUGAGCUGGUGUGUGAUGCGAACGGGCUCGCAGCUCCCACUCCUCCCUGAGCCAGAGGAGAGGCACAGCGCUUGGAUCCUGACAGGGGGCAGAGCAGGGGAGCAGCACGGGGCCCGAAGCACAGGUUGGCUUUGUGCGAGCACGGGGCUAGAAAAUGCAGGCUCCUCCCUUCUUGUGCUCCCUUCCUGAGCCCCUGGCAGCUUUCAGAGGAGAUAGCACAUGCCCCAGGGUGUAAAAAUAGAGCUUGCAGUGGUCCAGUCCUUUUAACUUAAUUGUGAUAAAGGAUGGGGAAGGACAUUGCAGGGAAGCUCCUCAACAGUUGUUCCUUUUAUGUGAUAUUAGCACAUAUCACAGCAUGAGAGCACUGUACAGACCAAUCAGCUUCAGCUGCUCCCUACUUGAGUUGUGAUUGUCAAGUUAUAUAAAAUCCCCCGGGUUAAGGUUUCCUUGCUGCAGCUCACUGGAGAGGCUGCUGGAGCUUACAGCCCUUCAGAACACAGAGAGGUGUUCAGAACCCCUCUGUCAUCACCCAAAAGAUAACAACCCAAGAGCACCACAAACUGCCCACAGCACACACAGCAGGCCAGGAGCAACCUGGUGUAGUGCAGGGCAUCCCUGCCAGUGCCAGCGGGGUUGGAAGAGGAUCUUCAAGGUCUCUUCCAGCUCAAAACCAUCAGCCCUUCCUGCCCUCUUCCUGGGGCCUUGUUCUCUCAGCUUGUGGCAGCAAUGGACCCUGCCAGCUGACCAACAAAGCAGGGAAAGGUGCAAUAAGUUCCUGCACACAGCUCCCUGCCAGCCCGGCCAGGCUGUGGAGGAGCUUCUGAGCAGAGCCCUGGGGUGCUGGAGCAAGUGAGGAUGGCAGCUUGGCCUGCUUCACUGCACAGUAAAUUCUUCAUCCAGCAGCUUCCACUGCUGGGGUGUGGAGCUGAAAUAAUGUCCCCUGUGACCCAGCAGCCAGGGCAGUGGCAUGUGGAAUGCUCUAGAGUGUGGGACACCAUCUGGACAAACCUAAGUGAGCUGCAGCCAUACCAAUGCCUGCUUCAGGUGUUUAGGUUUGGGGGUGGUUUUCUCCUGUGUACCUGGAGUGCCGUUGGAUGUGAAGUAUUUUGGUUUGUAAUAAAAAUCAAAACGA
Molecule: messenger RNA, 2921 nt
Organism: Pogoniulus pusillus (Red-fronted tinkerbird)
Lineage: Eukaryota; Metazoa; Chordata; Aves; Piciformes; Lybiidae
Gene: TADA2A
Product: transcriptional adaptor 2A
Exons: 16
Coding region: 218-1549 (443 amino acids)
Biological process (GO): chromatin remodeling; regulation of transcription by RNA polymerase II
Cellular component (GO): SAGA-type complex; nucleus
Molecular function (GO): transcription coactivator activity; zinc ion binding; chromatin binding
Source: RefSeq, a predicted model, not a curated record